This is a messenger RNA of Saccoglossus kowalevskii, 539 nucleotides long. Its product is annotated as phosphatidylinositol 4,5-bisphosphate 3-kinase catalytic subunit. The record is from RefSeq and is a predicted model, not a curated record. Gene Ontology annotation, biological process: cell migration; phosphatidylinositol 3-kinase/protein kinase B signal transduction; phosphatidylinositol-3-phosphate biosynthetic process. Lineage: Eukaryota; Metazoa; Hemichordata; Enteropneusta; Harrimaniidae. Gene Ontology annotation, cellular component: plasma membrane; cytoplasm; phosphatidylinositol 3-kinase complex. Gene Ontology annotation, molecular function: 1-phosphatidylinositol-3-kinase activity; 1-phosphatidylinositol-4-phosphate 3-kinase activity.
GUGUGUGUUCGUGUAGGUGUUUACCAUGGUUCAGAGUGUCUAUGCGGAAUUCUCAACACUGGCGAUAGCAGUGGAGCGAUACUGGAAUGGAACAAAGAGUUGGAAUUUGAUAUGGAGGUCUGCGAUUUGCCAAGAAUGUCCAGAUUAUGCCUUGUUAUUUACGGAAUAUACGACAGGAGACGCAAAGCGAAUCAAACUCCUGCCACAUAUAAAGUUAAAACUGGGAAAAAAGCAAAAGGCAAAGAAAAGGAAAUUGUGCCAUUAGCUUGGGUGAAUACUCCAUUUUUUGACUAUCGCAAUCAUCUGUGUGUGGGAACCCAAAAAUUGCUUGCAUGGCCAGUAACAGAAGAGCUUCCACCAGAUCUGUUGAACCCUAUUGGCACCGUAGCGUCCAAUCCACUUUAGAGUCAAGUACCACAAUUUAUGUUGAUUUUCCACGUUAUAGUAGUAAUCCGGUAAUUUAUCCUCCAUUUGACAAAGUAAUGGAACGUGCAGCAGAAGCUGCGCAGGUUGAUGACACAGAGGAUACAGAGUUACAG